Phaeoacremonium minimum UCRPA7 is the source of this 738-nucleotide messenger RNA. Its product is annotated as putative epoxide hydrolase protein. Lineage: Eukaryota; Fungi; Ascomycota; Sordariomycetes; Togniniales; Togniniaceae. The coding region runs from base 1 to 738 and encodes 245 amino acids. The transcript has 2 exons. Gene Ontology annotation, molecular function: epoxide hydrolase activity. Gene Ontology annotation, biological process: epoxide metabolic process. The record is from RefSeq and is a predicted model, not a curated record.
AUGCACAACGUGAUGCUGAAUCUUGGCUACCACCAAUACGUCACGCAGGGAGGGGACUGGGGAUUCAAGGUCACUCGCGCCAUUGGCUAUCGGUACCCCAAGCAUUGUCUCGCAUCACACAUCAAUCUCGUCCUAGCCAGGACCCCCAAAUUGCUCAAGACACCCGUGCAAUGGCUGAAACACGCCCUGCUCCCGUACAGCAAGGACGAGAAGGAAGGUAUCGCGCGCACGGCGUGGUUUGACAAGGAGGGCUUCGGCUAUAACCUGCUCCAGUCCACCAAGCCUUCUACCAUAGGAUUUGCUCUUGCUGACUCCCCAGUGGCUCUGCUCGCCUGGAUCUACGAAAAGCUGCAUGACUGGACAGACAGCUAUCCCUGGACGGACGACGAGAUUCUAACCUGGAUCUCCGUUUACCAAUUCUCCCGCGCAGGCCCCGCUGCAAGCUCCAGGAUCUAUUAUGAGAUUCAGCACCCUGUCAAGAUAGAGCAGUCUGACCAGAUUGUUUCCGGCUAUAUUCCAGAUGUGAAGCUCGGGUUGUCGUACUUUCCACGAGAUAUUCACGUCCCGCCUCGGACGUGGGGACAUACCUUGGGCCCGGUGGUGUACGAGGCGUCGCACGCAGACGGCGGACACUUUGCCGCGCACGAACGGCCAGAGCUCCUGGCGGCCGAUUUGAAAAAGAUGUUUGCAAAAAAUGGAGCUGCAAGCUCGGUGGUGAAUACAUUGGCGUCUGAGUAG